This is a messenger RNA of Dermacentor andersoni, 4512 nucleotides long. RefSeq lists its product as uncharacterized. The record is from RefSeq and is a predicted model, not a curated record. NCBI's taxonomy places the organism in Eukaryota, Metazoa, Arthropoda, Arachnida, Ixodida, Ixodidae. Gene Ontology annotation, cellular component: nucleus. Gene Ontology annotation, molecular function: sequence-specific DNA binding. Gene Ontology annotation, biological process: regulation of gene expression.
GGCCGUUACAGGCUGCGAAGCGAAAUCCCGAAAGACCAGUUGUCGACGAGCCAGUCUCGCCAGCGCCCGUAUAAAACGCAAGCCGGUUUGCGCGGGCGUCUCUCUCCUUAGCGCAGCGCACGUCCGCGGGAGAGCGAGUGCAAGGCAGAUACCGCUAGCCGACGGCCGGCAAACAACGGCAUCGCCUUCGGUCGCCUCCGGCAGAGGCGAGAGAAGAACAGCCACGUUGCCACUGCGAUAGCCUUCACGACCAGAGAACGACCGAGUGCCGCCGCAGACGGCUGUUUCUUCGGGAACGUGUGCAUCCGGGAAACAUGGCGUCGACCUGACCGGCCGGCGUUCCGCCCCCAUCGCGCAUCUCUUCGCACGUACAGUGACUUGUAGCGAAGGAAGAGACAGGAGGGCCUGUCGUCUCCGUGACCGCUCCUCGCCAUCCUUGUGCCAGUGAGAGUGAGUGAGGUGACGAGGUAUUGUGCAAGUGACACGACAUUCGGCGCUUAUCUGUCUCGGAGUGUGCGCCUGCAGGAUUUUGCGCUCCCAUCUCGGUCGGCAUCGCGAGCUCCUAAAGGGGAGGUGACACAGCCGUAACCUUGCGAGGCCGACGUGCCGCCCGUGUUUCGCGAGAACAAGGAUUGCAUCGCCGUUUCGUUUUCCGUUCUCCGUCGAAAGCCGCCCAGGGACCGAAGAACGGCCGGAUAAUGCAGCUGAGGUGGGCCCUCGUGGCAGUGGCUGCCGCAGUGCUGUCGAGACCAGGCCUGGCUGAGGACCCGGCGCGGAUGAAACGCCAGUCACGGCCGCCGCAAGACCCUUCGCACGACCCCAACUAUAGCGUGUUCGUGCGGGCGCUGCCGCCGAACGCCAACCCUCCUGCAGGGCCCCAGCCGCCCAACAGUCCGGUCCGCUUCGCGAACGACUUCGCCCAACCCGUGCAGCAGUCGCCGCCGCCCCAGUUCUCGGUACGCAACCAGCCCCAGUACCAAUUCCAGCAACAGCCACAACAACAGCCGCAGCAACAGCCGCAGCAACAGCCGCAGCAGCAGCAACAACAGCCGCAACAGCAGCUGCAGUUCCAGUUCAACCGUCAACAGCAGUCGCUGUCUCCACAACAGCUGUUACUUCAGCAGCAACAGCAGCAGCAGCAACAACAGCAGCAGCAACAGUUUAGGCAGUUCCAGCAGCAGAACCCGCAGCCACAGCAGCCGCCACAACUUUCAGUUCAACAGCCGCAGCAACCGUUUCCCCAUCAGCAGCAACAAGUGUUCAAUAAUCAACAGCAACAGCAUCGCCAACAGCAGCAGCAGCAGCAGCAGCAGCAGCAGCAGUUUAUCAGUCCGCAGCAGCAACAGCAACAGCAGCAGCAGUUUCCUCAGCAGCAGCAGUUUCCUCAGCAGCAUCAGCAACAAGUGCCUCAACAGCGCCAGCAAUUUAGCUUUUCCGACGGAAGUCAGCAGCAGCCCAGCCUUGGCUUCGCGUUCCCGCAACAGGCGCCCGUUACGCCGUCGACCACACCGAAACCACCUCCAUCAUUGCAGUCCUUCCCGAGACACUCGUUCUCAGUAUCCUCUUCGACGUCAUCCGAGGAUGCUCUGAGGCAAGGUAAGAUCGUCGGCUCUAUUCAGCCACCCGCUCAGGUCAUCCAGAAAUCACCGGCUUCGGAAAUCGAGUCCAGCAAGCAAGCCGAGGCCAAAGACAAGGCUGCCAAAAGCAAGGACAAAGAGAAAGACGAAUACGUAGUUUACUACUAUUACUACUAUGAUGAUGACAACAAGAAGAAUUUGUCCCUUAAUUUCGACGACGUUCCCAGCCUGGAAGGUUUUGACAAGACCGAUGGCUCUAAGCUGAAGGGUAAGGGUUCCAGUCAAAGGCUGGCUUCGCCUAACCCACAGAACAGGUUCGAACCCAAGACAGUCACAACGAGCCCACCGUCAGGGCAACAACCAGCGCCGCCUCCUGCUUUCCCUCUAGAGCAUGGUGUCACGUCUGCUCCUCAGACUGUCACCCAAGUCUCGGUGUCGGUCUCCGUCUCCGAAGGAACGCACGUAUUGCUUCCAAGUCAACCGUUCGAGGCUAAACGUCCACCGCUUGCGGGCCCACCGAACUUGGGGUUCACGGGAGCUAAACUCGUACCAGAUCCAGGAGUUCCGAUUGGUCCUGCACCUGAUGUCCGAGGACUUGUCACGCCUCAAGGUUCGCCUGUAUCCACCGUGUCACCGCCGUCGGACACGCAGGUAGCCAACGAGAUCAGUGGCAGGAAAGGAGCGGCCGACCUCUUGACUACAUCUGCAGAGACCACUACUCCGACGACGACCACCACGACAACAGAGGCACCGACCACUUUAGCACCGACGACAACCACCACUGAGGAACCGACGACCACGACUGAGAAGACGAAGAGGCCUUUUGGCAACAGGAGGCGGUUCGGCGGAGCGCAUGGCGCAGGUGCGCAUGUCAGGGCGCCCGGUUCCCGCAAGUCGCACACCACGUCCACGACGACGACGACGCCAGCCACAUCAUCCACGCGAAGACUGCUGGGAGGACUGCGGCGAAACCGGCCGACGCCACGAUCGUCGUCUAGCAGGCUCCAGUUCGGCCGGCGUCCUUCGCCGAUCCACUCGCGGCACCAGAAGGAGGAAGAGCCCGAGGAAGAGGAGAGCACGUCGCCAGCGGACGCAGAGCCGACUACGACCACCGCUGCUCCUGCAAACAACGGCAAGAAGCGCUUCGGCGGAAGCAGCCGCUUCGGUGGGAAGUCUGCGAGGACAAGGACCUCUAGCACGGCGGCGUCUUCGACAACGGCAGCACCCAAAAGACCCGGAGCCCGGCCCAGCUCUGGCGGGCUGUUCGGGCGCACCAAUCGGGGUCCCAGGCCCCGCACGUCGUUCACCCGCCACCGACCUGGACACAAGAAGGUCGAGGAGGAAGAGAAGCCGGAAGAGAACGAGGAGUCGUCGCCGGUGACCACGCCGGAGAACAAGGAAGAGGCUUCGGCGGCAUCUACCGAGACAGCCUCCAAGCACGAGGAAGCAGCGGCAGCUGCCUCCGAGUCGGAGGCCACGUCUGAAGACAGCCACGCCACGGAGGCGCCCGCCGUCACGCCCGAGAGCAAGCCGGCGCAUGGCCGGAGUCGCUUCGGGUCUAGACCGCGACCCGCGCUCUUCGGAGGUAGCCGGCCGCGACCAGUCCUGGGACGAUGAAUGGUGAACCGUGGAAUGCGCACGUGAGAUCACGAGAACACAUGUCGUGAGACUCUUUCCCCCCUCCCCCCUCUUUUCACGCACAGUGACCGUGGCCGUGUCAACGGUGCGAAGCAGCGGUGGCACAGAGCGCGGUCGAUGAGCUCUCACCAAGUCACCAGCCAGCAGCUUCCUUGUGUUGUACUACUAACGUCACCCCCUUGACAAGGCCGCAGUUCAGCAGCACCUGUCGUGUGUGCCAGUGCUGUGGAUCGCGAUCACUGUUCAGGCAAUGAGUGAAAGUAUAGCUUCUGUCGUUUCGCCUUAUUAGUCCACCCGUCAAACUAGUGCGGGAAGGACCUCGACUCCGUGACUUCCUGUUCGCAUUAUCAGCAGAGCAAUCGGUGGCAAUACGCCGGAACCAGUCCAGAAGGCCAAACACAUACGUAGUAAGAGUUCGUGCAGGCAGAAAGGAGGCCAGCAGUUUAUUGCACAAACAAAAACUACUUAACGCUUAAUUGCUGAGGGUCUUCGUCACGGAGAAGUAACAUCACAUUAUGCAGACUUCAUGGACGUUCUCAAUAAGAAGGAGUCACGUUAUGAGGACAUUGCGUAAGAUCGUAUACGUAAAAGGGCACGUGCCGCCGGCAAAUGAUGGCAGCGAGGUGCAAAGGCUGCUGAUUAUAUAUAUAUAUAUAUAUAUAUAUAUAUAUCUGCACACCAUUUCUUUUCAAUUUAGCAAAUUUCGAGACAGAGGAAGACAAUCCAGGAGACUGCGCUCAAUAUUCUUCUCCGCCGCUGUCCGAGGCUAUUCUUGUCCAAAAGAGUUUCUCGGAGUCAUGUGCAAUUUUUCCGAAAAUACACCUCGACAAGGUAACGCACUAAGCUUUAAGCCUGCGAAGUACUCGAAAGUGCACUGUACCCUGUAAAUACUACUGCAUACUGCGCGCCGCUCUGUACUAAGCCGUUACAUGCUCACGUAUGUCACAUGUGCCGCGAAGCAUGUGUUGCAAGUGACUCUCAGCGCAGUGGCCUACCAACGGCAAUCUAAAGCGUUGUCCGUUCGUUUCAGUGCCAUGUUGAGACACACUUGCAUUAGGUACCCUUGACGACAGCUUCACUGCAACGACAAUGACGCUGGUGGUUUAUCGGUAGAAACUAUAGUGGUUUCUAGCAGUGAAUUCUCGCGUUGCGUUAAACAUAUGCGCUGACGUCAACGGAAGAAAGCGACCAACAUUCUACGUAUGACUGUACGAGUGCUUCGGUUGUUGUACGUUUUUUUUUAUUGUUUUGUUUUUUUCGCAAGAGGAUUUCAUAAAGUGUUGUUUUGCUUACGGCU